AUGCCUCAACCCAGCCUCCAAUCUCCCUCCAGUCCAUCCCCAGCCUCGGGUACCGAACAGCCCACACAAAUCUCUGCCUCAACCCUGCCUAAACCCCACCCUGCCUCAUCCCCACCCUGCCUCAACCCCACCCUGCCUCAACCCCACUCUGCCUCAACCCCACUCUGCCUCAACCCCACUCUGCCCCCCGGACACCUUCUCUAUCCAGCCUCUACCCUUCUCUGCUACCUGCCAUGCGGCCCUGAACACCCUGAACCCAACCUGCCUCCCGUCUAUUUCCAGGCCCUGAACACCCUGAACCGAACCUGCCUCCGUCCAUUCCAGGCCCUGAACACCCUGAACCCAACCUGCCUCCCGUCCAUUCCAGGCCCUGAACACCCUGAACCGAACCUGCCUCCCGUCCAUUCCAGCCCUGAACACCCUGAACCCAACCUGCCUCCGUCCAUUCCAGGCCCUGAACACCCUGAACCGAACCUGUCUCCCGUCCAUCUCAGGCCCUGGACACCCUCUUCCCAUCUUGCCUUCAGUUCAACCACCCAGGCUCCCUCACCCUUCCCAGGCCUCUCGUCAACCCCAGCCCAGAUGCCCAGACACCCCCCCCCCCCAUCCUGCAGCAGCUUCAUACUCACCGCCUGA
Messenger RNA from Salvelinus sp. IW2-2015, 636 nucleotides. NCBI's taxonomy places the organism in Eukaryota, Metazoa, Chordata, Actinopteri, Salmoniformes, Salmonidae. The record is from RefSeq and is a predicted model, not a curated record.